Hirsutella rhossiliensis is the source of this 1539-nucleotide messenger RNA. Its product is annotated as major facilitator superfamily domain-containing protein. Bases 1 to 1539 code for a protein of 512 amino acids. The record is from RefSeq and is a predicted model, not a curated record. Gene Ontology annotation, molecular function: L-cysteine transmembrane transporter activity. Gene Ontology annotation, cellular component: membrane. The transcript is spliced from 7 exons. Gene Ontology annotation, biological process: L-cysteine transport; transmembrane transport. Lineage: Eukaryota; Fungi; Ascomycota; Sordariomycetes; Hypocreales; Ophiocordycipitaceae.
AUGCCGACCCGAUGCCGACCCGAUGCCGACCCGAUGCCGACCCGAUGCCGUGCCCAAGCCGACGCCGGCCCUGACGCCGGCCGCAAGCCCGAGCCCCCACCCGGCGCCGCCCUCUCCGUUCCGCGCCUCGUCACGGCGCGAGAUCUCGACGACACAAGCCUCUUCUACAACCGCCACCGGUCCUCGGUCGCGCCCCUCUCCGCCGCCGGCCGCGCGCGCCUCGACUGGCGCAACCUGUGGUUCCUGCUGGCGCAGACGUGCACCAUGGGCCUGCUGCGCGACGUCGCCAUGGGCCAGGACCAGUUCAACGGCCUCUUUGUCGUCUUCUACGUCGGCUACUUGUGCGCCCUGUGGCCCGGCGCCGCCGUCGCCCAGCGCGUGGGCCACAAGCCCUUCAUCACUGGCUCGCUCUUGCUCUGGGCAUUGCUGCUUGGCUUGCAUCCCCUUGCACGCACGUCCGGCCACAUGGUGGCUCUCCGCUUCCUGCUGGGAAUGACGGAGUCGCAAAUCGUGCCCUCAACCGCCGUACUCCACCAGGCCUUCUUCCCCCCAAAGAAGAGCCCCUGGGUGCAGCUGCUGUGGUGGGCCGCGGGGAGCUUCGCCAACGUCCUGCUCACCAUGGUCGCCUACAGGCUCAUCCAGGACGACGCCCACGCGGGGCUGGUCGGCGGCCUCAGGUCGUGGAAGUGGCUGCACAUCAUCUGCGCCAUCCUCACCCUCGUCGUCGCCAUUGUGCUCAUCGUCUUCCUGCCCAACUCGCCCGUGGAUGCCAAGUGGCUGUCGACCGAGGACAAGGUGCACACUAUUGCCUUGACCCGCGAGGCCCAUACCGGCAUCUCCAACUCGACCUUCAAGUGGUCGCAGGUCAAGGAAUGCUUCCUCGACUUGAAAAGCUGGCUUUUUAUCGUCCACAUGUUCUUCAACGAGCUGCCCAACAACACGUCGCAACAGCUGCCGCUCAUCCUGGUCGGCUUCGGCUUCACCCCGGCGCAAAGCGCCCUGCUCAACGUGGCCAAGCCGCUCUGGGGCUGUUUCUUCAUCCUCGUCUCGGCAGCGAUGCUCUACGGCACGGAGAUAGGCGUGGGCUACACCUGUGUCAUCUCCUACACCCCCUGUUUUGUUGGCGGCAUCAUAAUGAUGGCCGCUCCGUGGUCCAGCAAGCCAUCAUACCUGCUCGGCCUUUCCUGGGCUGGCACCACCACCAACGGCUACACUAAGCUCUGCCUCACGUCCACCUGUGUUGUUGCUGCUGCCGUCGCCAACAUGGUUUCUCCAGAGUUCUGGCAGGAAAAGUAUAAGCCCCGAUGCUUCUUGCCAUGGGCAUGCAUGACUGCCUUUUGGUUCCUCUCUUCUGGCAUGUGUCUCAUGAUCCGUUUCUACCUUGCGCGGCAAAACAGGAUCCGGGCCAUGAAGCUGGGGCAGCGCGUCGUCGGGAGCACGAGAGACGCGCUCGACACCGGGGGCGGCAUUCUGAGGCUCAGCGACGAGGACCUGGACCAGACGGAUCGGCAAAAUCUUAAAUUCGUCUAUCCAAUCUGA